CGCCUCUCGACGAGCGGGCGCCGCGACUCCCGAGGAGGGAAGGGGCCUGGUUUGCCGAAGCUGGAACCGGCCCUCCUCCCCGCCCGGGACUGCCUGAAUAAACGUCUGAGGGCGGCCGAGCGACCUCCUCGCCGGAGCGUGACGUCACAAGCGGGCACUGGCGUCGAGGCUGAGGCGGGGGCAGCGGUCAAGGGCAGGCCGGCUGCGUGCUGCAGGUCGCCGUCUCGGAGGGUCACCAGCCGCAUCCCCGGAAUGGCCGCCGCCCACUGUCCCUGCUGCGCGGAAUUUCUGCAGAGCAUGGAGUGGCCAAGUAAGGUUUUCUGUCACUGUCCUAUAAAAUCUUCAGACAACACAAGCUAUUCAGCAUUAAAUUUCUCUUCAAGGAAGAGACAGUCCCUUGCUUAUUUCCUUGGAAACCCACACUAUGGGAGCCUCAUUAAUGCAGAUGGCCAUGGGGAAGUGUGGAUAGAUUGGAAUGAUAUGUCCAAGUUUUUCCAGUAUGGAUGGAGAUGCACCACCCACGAGAAUGCCUAUUCGAACCAAACCCUGAUGGGCAACUGGAACCAAGAAAGAUAUGAUCUAACGAAUAUCGUGCAGCCCAAACCCUUGCCUUCCCAGUUCGGACACUACUUUGAAACAACGUAUGAUACAAGCUACAACAACAAAAUGCCGCUUUCAACCCAUAGAUUUGAGAGAGCGCCUCACUGGUUCCCAGGGCAUCAGCCUGAGCUGGAUCCUCCUCAGUAUAAAUGCACAGGAAAAUCAACUUACAUGAAUAGCUACUCGAAGCCUCCAACUGGGGAUUGUGCUAUGUGUUUGUGGAACCCAAAUAACCGCCCAUUUCAGGGCCCAGGAUUCUGAGAAAAAGUAAGAAGCUGCAUUUUUCCCAGAGGAGAAUGUGAGGGAGUACAUUCUAAGCACAACUACAGACUCAGUUGACUAUGGCACAGUUUCACUUGAAAUAAAGAAAGCUCAGAAAACA
Molecule: messenger RNA, 982 nt
Organism: Manis javanica (Malayan pangolin)
Lineage: Eukaryota; Metazoa; Chordata; Mammalia; Pholidota; Manidae
Gene: CFAP68
Product: cilia and flagella associated protein 68
Biological process (GO): flagellated sperm motility
Cellular component (GO): nucleus
Source: RefSeq, a predicted model, not a curated record